Cloeon dipterum is the source of this 1549-nucleotide messenger RNA. RefSeq names its product G-protein coupled receptor Mth-like. Lineage: Eukaryota; Metazoa; Arthropoda; Insecta; Ephemeroptera; Baetidae. The record is from RefSeq and is a predicted model, not a curated record. Bases 104 to 1339 code for a protein of 411 amino acids. The transcript has 6 exons. Gene Ontology annotation, biological process: cell surface receptor signaling pathway; G protein-coupled receptor signaling pathway. Gene Ontology annotation, cellular component: membrane. Gene Ontology annotation, molecular function: G protein-coupled receptor activity.
CCGAUGCCUCUGGAUGCGUCUGCGGCUGCUCUGCGGCAAGUGAUUUCCCUGCUGCGCGAAUACUGAAUUUCUUUUCUUUAAAGCAAUUCUUUCGUUCAGCGAGAUGAAAUCCAGCAUUUUCACCCUUCUCCUCGUCCUUAGGCUGGCUUUUGGCAAAGACCUCUGCAAAGAAGAAUUAAGGACGAGUUUGGAGGGUGCAGUCUUACUGAAGAAUGGAUCUCUUUUGACCGGCGAAGGUGACAAUUAUCCCGAAGGCACGUUUUGGAAAGACGAGGCAGAAUCAUGGCACUGGUGGGUCUGUCCCUGCCUCUUGGCACCCUGCAUCAGAAUUUGCGACACAGAAAUCGUGGAUGAAAUUAUUGAAGCUUAUCGUGAAACUGAGCCCAACUUGCCCUUUCUGUGGGACGAAAUUAUUGAGACAGGCACGCCGCCGAUAGAGAGCUUCAAACAAUUAAUCAACGCAAAAUGUGAUCGUUAUCACGAUAUUUUAAAUAAAGAAGACGUCAUGAUUUUGACGAGCGGAAAGAUGAGAUUGAAAAACAAAACGAAGCUAUAUGGUGCCGAAAAUUACUGCGUUCACCAAAUGGAAGGAAUAAACUCCAUACAUCUAGUGCGCUGCCUGUCUAAUCUAGAAGAGGAGUCUAAGGAAAAAACGCUUCCUAAGGAGUUUUACGAGAACACGUAUAUUUCGUGGUCAAUUUUCUUUAUCUUCGUCGUUGUGGCGGGCACGUUCAGCCCGGAAAUUAAAUCGAUUUUCGGGGAGGGCAUGCUUUGCUUCCUGGCAUGUCUGUUAGUGGCUUGCGUCACCUUGUCUGUCAACAGCUACAUUUUUCAGACCGGCAAAUUUGACCAAAUCUCAAUCCAGGUGGAGCUGUGCAUUUCAAUUGGAUUCAUCCUCUUAUAUUCAUAUCUGGCAUCCUUUUUCUGGCUCAACACGAUGUGCAUCGAAAUUUUUUUAACUUAUAAAGGGAUUAUUAGCACAGGAAAAAACUACUUUUCAAAGUUUGCAAUUUACUCAUUUGGCGGACCUUUGGUAAUAGUGGCCGUGGCCCUAUAUUUCAACCUGAUCAAUGACGAGAACUCCAUUUUCAACCCAAAUAUAGGAAAUGGAUUAUGCACCAUAAACGGCAAAGCGCCCAUGUUGCUUUACUUCCAUGGACCAAUCUUGAUUUUGCUUGUGGCCAACGUCGGCUUGUUGUCUGCAACCUGGGCAAGUGGCGAGCCGGUCCAAACCACGGAGGAAACCGACCAGACGGUGUGGAAGAUAAAGUUUCGCAUAUUUUAUCUAGCGAUAACCCUCUUGGAGAUUUUCUUUCGCAUCAGAGGAGCCAUUGCGUAAUUUUACGGUUACGGUGUCCGAAGAAUCUUAAGAAUCACGAUUCUUCAGUGCUGCGUGGAGAGUUUUUGUCUUUUUUGACCUUGUGUUCGCUGACAAAGAGUUUGAGCAGCCGAUUUUUUAAAAGCCAGCGUGCUCAAAAAAUAAAUAAUAAAUAUGUCACGGAAAAAUAAUGAAUGUGGCUUUUAUUAAGUAUCAAAAAAUUCUUUUUAA